GCUGUGUCACAUCUAUUGCAGAAUGAGGUUUGAGGAUAUUCUUACAGAAGUGGGUGUUUUUGGAAAAUUCCAGAUAAUAUCUCUUUUAAUUCUCUGUCUUCCCCGAGUUAUCCUCCCCCUGCACUUUCUUCUUCACAUCUUUAUCUCAGCUGUGCCUCCCCAUCACUGUGCCAUUACCUCAGGAGGACAAAUAGGAAACCUAAGCCACGAGGAUCUUCAUAUUUACAUCCCUACAGAGGAAGAUGGAAGAACCAGCUCCUGUGAAAUGUAUUCACACCCGCAGCUCAGCAACAGAUCCAAGGAAACAGCGAACAGUUUUACAGUGGAGAAAUGUCAGCAUGGGUGGGAGUACCUCCGUUCAACAUUUACCUCUACCACCGUCACUGAGUGGGACCUGGUGUGUGACAAGAAGGGAUUAAACCAGGCAUCGGCCACUUUCUUCUUCAUUGGACUCACUGUGGGGUCAGUUAUCUGUGGAUAUCUGUCAGACAGGUUUGGACGGCGUUGGAUUCUUUUGGUGUCCUUCCUAAUCAGCACCAUAUUCGGGAUUUUGUCUGCUCUCUCCGUGUCCUACAUGAUGUUCUCGCUGUGCAGGAUGCUCUCCGGGGUCGGCCUAAUGGGGAUGACCCUGAUCUCCAUUACUUUAGCUCUGGAGUGGACAGAUGUGUCCCACCGCACCUUCUGUGGGACAAUUAGCAGCCUUUCAUGGACUGCUGGCUACAUGCUGCUGGCUCUGCUGGCCUAUCUCAUCAGAGACUGGAGAUGGCUUCUCCUUGCAGUAACCUCCCCCUGUCUGCUCGCUAUCGCCACAUGGUGGUGGGUCCCUGAGUCGGCUCGCUGGCUGCUCACUAAGCAGGACUUCGUGACUGCUCACAGAUACCUGUCCACGUGUGCAAAAAUGAAUGGAAAACAAGAUUUUCAGCUUAAGAUCUCUCCUGAGGUCCUGCAGAAGAUAGUGACUGUGGAGUGCCGAAAAUACAACUUCUGGGACUUGGUGAAGACGCACCAGCUGAGAAAGAACACGCUGUGUCUUGGCAUCAUGUGGUUCGGGGUGGCAUUCAGUUAUUAUGGCAUCAGUUUCAACAUAACAAGUUUCAGUUUAAAUCCUUUCCUUACCCAUUUCAUUUUUGGGGCAAUUGAGAUUCCAGCCAAAAUUGGAGUUUUCCUUCUGCUGGAUCGUAUUGGACGCAAGCUGUGCCAAGGUGGAUCUUUGCUUACAACCGGAGUGUUCAUUGCACUUACCAGCCUCAUCCCAACAGGGAUGGAAAAUACUCGAUCUGUGAUGGCUAUCUUGGGCAAGGGAUUCUCUGAGGCUGCAUUUACCAUUGCGUUCCUUUACACAGCUGAAUUGUACCCGACAGUCCUCAGGCAGACUGGACUUGGUUUCUGUUCCUUUAUGUCGCGUCUGGGAAGCUCUUUGGCUCCUCUGGUGAUCCUGCUGGAAGAUGUUUGGGUAUUUUUGCCCCACAUUAUAUUUAGCUGUAUGUCUCUAAUCUCUGGGGCUGCGGCAUUCUUACUGAGCGAGACUUCACAAGUCCAGUUGCCCGAGACGAUUCAGGAUAUAGAAAUGGACAGAAACCAGGCUCCCUUUACUGAUGCCGACAGGGAUCUCUCAUCCGACUCCAGCAAUAGACCAGAGGACAGAUCUAUGCCAGCGGAGAGCUCACCCAAUACCUCACAUGGACCCGAAACAAUGAGACAUGUUCUCUAGAGGACAUCUAAAUCGCUCAAUGUCGUCUUCAUAUUCGCCAUCUAAAUAUCCUCUAACACUCCUCAUCCCCAACAUAAACAGUAAGCAGGGGAGCCUGGGUCCCAGCCUUGCGGAAUAACAUUUGGUAAAAUGAAACCGAGAUAA
Molecule: messenger RNA, 1855 nt
Organism: Pelobates fuscus (common spadefoot toad)
Lineage: Eukaryota; Metazoa; Chordata; Amphibia; Anura; Pelobatidae
Product: solute carrier family 22 member 7-like
Exons: 10
Coding region: 23-1711 (562 amino acids)
Biological process (GO): transmembrane transport
Cellular component (GO): membrane
Molecular function (GO): transmembrane transporter activity
Source: RefSeq, a predicted model, not a curated record